AUGGCGAAGGCGACGGCGAAGCCUCCUGAGCUGGUGAAGUUCUCAGGCGUGGGUGGUGCUGCCAUUCUCUUCAUGUGGCUGGGCAUGACGGCGGGUGGGGGAGUCCCGGGUCUAGGCUCGAUGGCGCAGGGGCUGGGCAUUUUCUCAGUCCAUUCCGUCGUCACUCAGGAACUGGCACCUGAAUCAGACCAAGUUCAACAAACUGCCCAAGACACUGGAGAGAUUUUUACAGAUUCGGGUGCUUCACAGGAUGGCAAAAGUGCAGAUAAAGGGAAAGAAAAGGAUAAGGAGAAGAGUAAAGACCCUGAAAAAGAGAAAGGGAAAGAAAAAAAUGCGGAUAAGAAAGGAGACACUGAAAAAGAGAAAUUAAAAAGUAUCGAAGGGACAAAUUUAGAUGCCUUAUUGCAGAGGCUUCCAGGUUGUGUGUGCAGUGAUCUUAUAGAUCAAUUGACAGUAAAUAUACUCCUGAGUCCCUGUUCUUUGUUACUAUGA
Molecule: messenger RNA, 492 nt
Organism: Humulus lupulus (European hop)
Lineage: Eukaryota; Viridiplantae; Streptophyta; Magnoliopsida; Rosales; Cannabaceae
Product: regulator of nonsense transcripts UPF2-like
Exons: 3
Coding region: 1-492 (163 amino acids)
Source: RefSeq, a predicted model, not a curated record